AUGGGUUUGUUAUCCCUGGGAACCCCACUUCAUUGGAAUGAAGCCAAGCAAUACGCGGACCACGUCCGAUCGCACGGCAUCGAUCAGUUUCUGUCGGUCUACAGAAAGCAACGCUCAAGGAAGAAACAGUGUCUCCUCUGGGGCGAUGAGGUAGAGUACGUAGUUGUGAAGCUCGACAAGGAGAACCGUCGAACCAAGCUAUCGCUACGCGCUUUUGAUAUACUCGCCCAACUACAAAAACCUGAACAAGAAUACAAUGACGGCAACACAGAGCAACCUCCGGAUGCAUUAUGGCGACCGGAAUAUGGUCGAUUUAUGAUUGAAGGUACCCCAGGUGCUCCGUAUGGAUCAACAUUUCGUGACCUCAUGAAUGUGGAGCCGAGCAUGAAAAGGCGACGCCAAUUGGCACACGAAGCGAUGCUGCCCGAUGAAAUACCCGUGACGUUGGUGAAUUAUCCACGUCUAGGAUGCCCGCAUGAGUUGGACAUUGAUAUUGAACCACAUGGUAAAGCGGUUCAAAGUAUGUUUGUUCCCGACGAAGUGACCAAUCCACAUGCUAGAUUCCCGACCUUGGCCGCUAAUAUCCGCCGUCGUCGUGGUGCCAAGGUCGAAAUUAAUAUGCCUAUUUUCCAUGACAAGAACACACCUCGGCCCUUCAUUGAUCCGACUAUUCCGUUCGACCGAGAAGUUUUUGAUCACGACAGGGAGGCAAAGAAUGGAGCUGCGAAGCCAGAUCACAUCUAUAUGGAUGCAAUGGCUUUUGGUAUGGGUUGUUGCUGUCUUCAGAUUACCUUCCAGGCCUGCAAUAUCGAUGAGGCUCGGCAUCUCUAUGAUCAUUUGGCACCUGUGGCACCUAUUAUGCUUGCGCUUACUGCAGCUACUCCAAUCUUCCGUGGUUAUCUCGCUGACACUGAUGCACGCUGGAAUGUUAUUGCUGCUAGUGUGGAUGACAGAACACCGGAGGAGCGAGGCAUCAAGCCUCUGAAAAACGAUAGAUUUGUAAUCAACAAGUCCAGAUACGACUCGAUUGAUACAUAUAUCUCGAAUGAUUCGAUGUACAAGGACAGAUACAAUGACCUGGACUUGGUCUAUGAUAAGGAUAUCUACGAGAAGCUUCGAAACAACAAUGUUGAUGAUCUGUUGGCACGACACAUGGCUCAUCUAUUCAUUCGGGAUCCUCUGGUGAUCUUCAAAGAGCUCUUGGAUCAGGACGAUGAAAACUCGGUCGACCAUUUUGAGAACAUUCAAUCAACAAACUGGCAAACUGUACGUUUCAAGCCGCCACCACCCAAUUCCGACAUUGGCUGGCGUGUUGAGUUCCGUAGCAUGGAAAUUCAGAUAACCGAUUUUGAAAAUGCCGCCUUUUCCGUCUUUAUCGUCCUUUUAACACGAACCAUUUUGAGUUUCGGUUUGAAUCUGUAUAUCCCGAUUACUAAGGUGGAUGAAAAUAUGGCUACUGCUCAUAAGCGAGACUCUGUGCUCAACGACAAGUUUUAUUUCCGGAAGAAUGUGUUUACAAAUGACGGCAACAAAAACGCAACAAAUGGCAAUGGCCAUACUGCUGCCGAGGAGGAUGAAUAUGAGCUGAUGACCAUGAACGAAAUCAUUAAUGGCAAGGACCAUGGAUUCCCUGGUUUUGUUCCUUUGAUCCACAGCUAUCUCAACAGCACCAAUAUCGACAUUGAGACCAGGUGCCAGCUUACGCGAUACCUGUCUUUGAUCAGCAAACGUGCCAGUGGAGAACUGAUGACGGGCGCUUCCUAUUUGCGAAAACUCGUAACCAGCCAUCCGCAGUACAAGCAGGAUUCUGUAGUAUCACCAGAGAUCACGUAUGAUUUGAUUGACACUGUCGACCGAAUUGCCAGAGGAGAGUUGAAAGCUCCUGAAUUACUGGGUGAAUUCAAUGCAUGA
Molecule: messenger RNA, 1911 nt
Organism: Zychaea mexicana
Lineage: Eukaryota; Fungi; Mucoromycota; Mucoromycetes; Mucorales; Lichtheimiaceae
Product: glutamate-cysteine ligase-domain-containing protein
Exons: 9
Coding region: 1-1911 (636 amino acids)
Biological process (GO): glutathione biosynthetic process
Cellular component (GO): glutamate-cysteine ligase complex
Molecular function (GO): glutamate-cysteine ligase activity
Source: RefSeq, a predicted model, not a curated record